Messenger RNA from Gryllus bimaculatus (two-spotted cricket), 114 nucleotides. The record is from the annotation of a GenBank genome assembly. NCBI's taxonomy places the organism in Eukaryota, Metazoa, Arthropoda, Insecta, Orthoptera, Gryllidae.
AUGCGAGAGAGGCUCGGCAAGCCCAGGGGAAAGGAGCUGACGAUCGAGGAAAAUAGAAGAGGCACAAUAGGGGGAGCUGUCGGUGGCAGUGGUUUAGGCUGUCGCACCGCUUGA